Lutzomyia longipalpis is the source of this 5725-nucleotide messenger RNA. RefSeq names its product influenza virus NS1A-binding protein-like. The coding region runs from base 381 to 2690 and encodes 769 amino acids. The record is from RefSeq and is a predicted model, not a curated record. The transcript is spliced from 7 exons. Gene Ontology annotation, molecular function: protein binding. Lineage: Eukaryota; Metazoa; Arthropoda; Insecta; Diptera; Psychodidae.
CGCGGGACUUUUGUCUGUAGUUGAAUGUGUUUAAAGAACUCGUGCACAGGUAGAGAAGCUUUAGGACGCUCUCAGUCACUCUACGGUGAGGUUUCAUUGUGCUCCCAUCAGGUGGUAGAACGUUGCAAAGUGUUUUGGGAAUAAAAUAAAAAGAAUACCUAAAUAGAAAUCAUGAUAGAGAUACAACAGUUGCCGGAAGAUGUGUAUAAAAGUGUUGUAAAAUCAAUGAAAAUUUGUAGAUAGUUUUGUUUGCUUAAUCCUGGAAAUUCUCACAGUGAAGUUUUCCAAGAAUUUUCCCGGAGUUUUCCUUGAAAUACAACCCAGAGGAGUUUUUUGUGUUAAAUCAAGAAAGAAAUUAAAAAGUUUAUUAAAUUCCCAACAUGAAGAUAAAGCAGAGAUUCCUCAGUAACUAUGAUAGUGACGAUGCAAUGGAGGAUUGCGGCUUUCUCAAGUUCACCGAUAAUGACCUAAAAUCAUCCUUUUUGCAAGCUCUUGCCACCAUGAGGAAGCAUCGUCUCUUCUGCGAUGUUAUUCUCAAUGUUGGCAAUACCGACAUCCAUGCUCAUCGAAAUGUCCUGGCUUGCGUUUCGCCGUACUUGAUGGAAUUAUUUAGUGUUGAGCAGGAAACGCAAAGUGGAGCUGGUGAUGGAAGUAUUCCGAGUUAUCGCUUGAAUGGCGGUAUGAGCAAGAUUGCUCUGCAGGUUCUCGUGGAUUAUGCUUAUACAGCUACCCUGGAGAUUCCUGAUCCAUUGGUGAAGGAUGUCUACUUGGCUGCAUGGAAGUUGCGCAUGGAUCGGGUGGUUAGUGAGUGUGCCAGGCAUUUAAUAUCCGAAUUGACGCCUGAAUCGUGCAUUGAGACGCGUUCAUUGCCUGGAAUUGCCAAAAAUAAGGCAUUUGUCCUCGAAGUGGAUUCCUUCAUUGCUAAGCAGUUUGCUGAUGUGAAUCAAUCUGCGGAAUUUUUGCAAUUACCCUGUGUGCAGAUUGAGGUGCUGUACCAAACAAAGCAAGAGAUGUCCCUUGUGACCCAUAAUUCCCUUGCACGCCUCGUUCUUGACUGGGUGAAGCGUCAAUUGUCCGAGGAGACACUCUCAAUGCCGCACCUCCUUGAACGGAGUCAUUUGCUCUAUUUGGCAUUGGAUAAUUCCCUUCAGGAUUGCUCAGACCUCCCGCCGGGGCAUGAAUCUGAGUCGGAAUUGGUGCAGGACUACAAGCGUCUCGUGCUUAAGUGCCCCAGCAAUAAGGCACGUCGCAAGUGUCUAGCCGCCCCCAUACGACCACGCGUGCUGAUCUACUCACGUGACAUUGGGGGCGAACGUGAGGAGGUUGAGGGGAAUUUCCAGCCAGACUGGAGUGUUUUGGGCAGUAUAAAGGUGGCUGAUAAUAUGUUUGUGGCCCUCGUGACACUCGAUGGGGCACUCACGCGAAUCUCCAUCCAGCUACGUCUCAAUGCCCCAGCGAGUGUGUCACCCAUUCACACGCCCGAUGCCAUAAUUUUUGGCACGAAGAGUGACACGGAAGAGGAUGCUCCGGAGCUCUUUUGCGAAGUUGCUGCAAUGUCCGGACCAAAAUGUGGGCUCGGUGUGGCUGAACUCGAUGAGAAACUUCUCGUUUGCGGUGGAUACGAUCGAGGUGAAUGCCUCCGUCUUGUUGAGACGUACAGUCCGGAGGAGAAUGUGUGGUCACAGCAACCCCAUAUGAUUGAGGCACGUGGUCGUGUGCAAAUUGCCGUGAUUGAGGGCACAACAUUCGCCGUGGGUGGUAGCAAUGGCACAACGGAGUUGGAUACAGUUGAAUGCCUGCCCGCGGGUGCAUCAAAAUGGCGCAAAUGCUGCCGACUACCGCUGGCAAGGAGCAAUGCUGGUGUGUGUGCCCUCAAUGGGAGAAUCUACUGCAUUGGCGGCUGGAAUGGACAGAGUGGUAUACGGCAGUGUGAUGCAUUGGACAUUGCGGAGGAUCGCUGGUCCAGCGUGCAGCCACUCAUCACGGGACGCACUCAGGCUGGUGUGACGGCAUUUGGGGGGAAAUUGUGGGCUGUGGGUGGAAGUGAUGCGUGGAAUUGUCUCUCUACGUGUGAAGUUUACGAUCCCGAUGUGGGACAGUGGACAGCAGCAGCGUCUCUCUUAACGGCAAGACGUGGAUGUGGUUUAGCAGUGUUCAAUGGGAAACUCUAUGCCAUUGGUGGUAGUGAUGGAUCCCAUUCACUUUCCACAACAGAAAUCUACGAUGAGGAGACUAAAGUUUGGACUCAAGGUCCAAAUCUCACGACACCUCGCUCAAAUGUCUCUGCUGUGGUUGUGAAGGAUAAACUUUAUGCUGUUGGUGGAUUUUCUGGUAAAACAUUCCUCAAUACAAUUGAAUACCUCGAUCCCAAUACGAACGAGUGGACAACAUUUGUGGCACAACCCGAGAAAGGCAACGGAAGUGCUGCUGAUGAUUUGGGGAUCAAGGAAGUUAAUGGAAGAGAGAUUAAUGGAUCAAAUGGGACCACAAAUGGAUCAACCAAUGGCGCCGAAGAAAAUAUCCCGCAUGAGGUAACAAAAAAUGGUAUCAAUGGGACGCAUAAAAGUCCUGAAAAUGGCAUUCACAUCAAUGGUGAUCAUGGUGAUGCAAUGGAAAGGAAAUUAUCCAUUGUUCUGGGGUACAACAGCUUCGCAGAGGCCGUAAGUGAGGCUCAAAAUGAAAAUGAAUAAGCUCUGCGUGGUUUAAAAGAAAUGUCGUUGGUAGCAAUUUUUUUUUGGAAAGCAGCAACACAUUGUUUAAAAAAAAUUCUUAUAUUUUUUUUUCUAAAAAUUUGUAGAAUUAUAAAAAGCAGCAUUAUAUUGCUUGAUUGUGUAGUGAUGAAACAAUCAUAAAUGUCGUCAUAACUUAAUAUUUAAAAAACAAACAAAACUAUACAAGAAUAUUUAAGAAAAAAAAAACAGAACAUGGUAAAAAAAACUGCACUCUAUAUGCCCAAAAUUGCAACACUUUUAACCAACUAACGUAAUUUAAAUUGAAGAAAAAGUAAAGAGAAAAUUUAAGGAAAAUCUAUUUUUAAAAUAAGGUCAUUUCUAAGGAAAUUAAAAAAAAAUAUUACUAAACAUUUUUCUGGGCUAAAGAUAAGACAUUUUUUUUGGUUCAAUCAUAAUAAAAAAAAAAGUUAAUUCCAAAUAUCAUAAAUUCUGGUGCCAUUUUUAAAUGAAAGAAAAACAAAACAUUAAUAAACUUCAGAUUUUUUUUUUGUUUUUGGAAGUUUAUUAUGUUUUUGCUACACGUUUAUGGCUGCAAUUGUUUCUCUUGAUAAAAUUUUAAAUAAUUCCUAAAGGAAAAAAAUGAAUUUGUAUGCAGGAAAAAAAAUUAAACGAACAUUUCUGUUGUCAUUCGAACCGGGGUUACUUAGAGUGUGAAACAUGUGUUCUAUACACUGCUCUAGAUACUUCUCAUUUCAGCAAAGUCUGAUAUAGUUCUCUGCGUGCAAAUUAAUUUUAUUUCCUUGAAAAUCUUUCAAUUUUUAAACAGAAUAAAAAAAUAUUCUGUUUCUAUAUUUAUUAUUUCUCAAGUUAAUUAUUUUUUCUUUUCUCAAAAAGCAUUAUUUUUUAAUUAUAAAAGACCUUCACUUUAGAAUGACAAACUUACAUCCAAGUUAAUGGCAUCUACUAGAUGAAGAGACACAGACAGAGAGUAUUUAGCAAAAAAAAAAGGACACAAGAAAUAAAAAUAAAAAAUAAAUUUGAAAAGGUAAGAAAUUCUAUAUUAUUUUUAUAUUAUUAUAAUUUAUUUUUUGAGCAAAUAUAAAGACAAAAAUACACAUAAAAUAAAACAACAGAAUAUGAGCUAUCAAUAAAUAAAAUUAUGUGUUUGGGGUUUCUAAAGGAAUGAAAGGUUUUUUAUAAUAAUAAAAAAAUAAAUAAAAGUGUUUAUAAGCAGGGAAUUUUUCCAAUUAACGAAGAUGAAAAAUUAAAAAGAAUUUAGUGUCUUCAUUGCAUUUGCUGCCAUUUUUAAGAGUGAAAAAAAAAAUGUAAUUAAAUCACACACUAUGUCCACUUUUAUUAAAAAUUUAUUAUAUUUAAAAAUGAAGAAGAGAUGUUGUCUCUAUCCACCAAUUUUAAAAAGAAAACUUUAAAAAUAUUUAAUAAAAAUGCAUUGCGGAGGAUUUUUUUUAUUUAUUGAUAGCUCUUCACCCCCAAAUACAUCGGCUAACUGCAAUAUUUUUGAUGACGACAAAACUUUGAAAAAACUUGAAAGAAAAAUUGUUGAUAAAUCUUUAACAAAAAAAACCGAAACAUAAUGUUUUCCAUCUUUCAAAAAUUAAUAAAUAAACAUACAAAAUGAAAAAUCAUAGCAAUUUUAAGAAUAUAUAAAAAAAAUAUAUAAUAAAGAGAUUAAAUAAUGAGAAAAAAUAUAAAAUAAGAUUUUAAAGAAUAAAGCUCAUUAUAACACGAUAUUAUUGUGUGUGAAAUUUAAUUUCAAUCACCAUAUUAACUAAAAAAAUAAAAAUAUUGUGAUGUAAAUGUUUUAAAAGAAAAUCUAUAAGAAAAUGAGUGGAAAACAUCGGUGAGAAUUUUUGAGAAAGUUAGUAAAAAAAACAGAAAAGAAACAAAAUAGACUGAAAGGAAUUUAUAAUUUAAAAGAAAUGAGUAAAAAAAAACAAUUUAUAAAAUACAUUUCCAAUAUUUGAGAGUUAUAAAAGAAAACUAUAAAACAACUUUGAAAAAAAAGUGGGGAAAAUCCAAAUGAAAAAAAAACACGAAAUUUGGAAUAUUUUAUUGCAGCAAUUCUUUUUGUGAUGCACAUCUUUUUGAGACGGAGGAUGAUUUUAAAAGACAAAAAAAAUUAAAUGAGGGAUUUAAAUGUAUAAUUUUUUAGUGUCCUAACAUUGAGAAAAAAAAUAGAAAAUACUAUACAAAAAAAUCAAUGUCGUAGUGAAAAAUCCUAUAAAUUCAAAGGAACUUUGCACAAAUGGCUUCAUCAGUUUGAUAUGGAUUGUGGGUGGAGUUUUUAUUAUCCAAUGAAAAUGCAGGUAGAAAUCUUUUUUGACAUAUAACUGAAGAAGAAGAAGAAGUAUUCUCUCUGAUUGGUUGAAUAAUUUUUACUAAGCUGUCUAUUGGUUAAUUCUGACCCUAAACUCUUCUUCUCCAUUUUGGUGGAGUUUCAGUGCAAAGUUAAUUUGAAUACCAUUCUAAAUAAAAUAUAAUGAGAAAAAGCUAAUUUUAAGGAAAUAAAAAAAAUCAUUUUCUCAUAUACGAUAAAUAAAAAAAAUGAAAUGAAUAAAUCAUUUUGAUUUAAUUGUGAUUUUACAACCUCUAUGGAAGAAAAACAAACUUAUCUCAAUAUUUACAAAAAAGAAAAAAACAAAAGAAAAAUUAAUAAAAUGCAUAUGGAAGUUUAAGGAAAAACAAUAGCAGUGGCAUAAUUUGCUACUUUAUCCGAUUUUUUUUACUAAAUUUUCUUUGCCAUUGACGCCAUCUUGAAUUUUACUGUAUUAAUGAUUUUAUUUUCUACUAUUUCAUUCUUUCAAAAAUUUUAUUUUUUAAAAGAACAAUUUAAUAUCAACUAUUGCCUUCAAUCAAAAGACAUUAAGUCCAUAAAGCACACUUUGUUGCAAAAAAAAAGAUGGCGUCAUAAGAAUACGAAAAAAAACAUAAUUUUUGGUUACAAACAUAAAAGUUUCAUGAGAUUUUUUAUUGUGUGACAAUGUUAUUAAAAAAAAACUGAAAAAGAAAACAUAAAUUUGUGCGAAAUCUAA